Olea europaea var. sylvestris is the source of this 887-nucleotide messenger RNA. RefSeq names its product dehydrin DHN1-like. The record is from RefSeq and is a predicted model, not a curated record. The transcript is spliced from 2 exons. Gene Ontology annotation, biological process: response to water. Lineage: Eukaryota; Viridiplantae; Streptophyta; Magnoliopsida; Lamiales; Oleaceae. The coding region runs from base 141 to 683 and encodes 180 amino acids.
CCUUUUCUCUUCUAUAUAAACUCAAAUCUGAUCCGUCGCAUACUGCACAAAAUCAUAAGUUAGAAGAGCUAGUUGAGUUGCUAUUGAAAAUAGUCGACAGUGUUGUGUUUGAUUUUAGAGUUGCAAAUUAAGAAAAAGAAAUGGCCCAGUACAAGGACGAAUACGGCAGAGAAAUUCGUCAGACAGAUGAAUAUGGCAAUCCUAUCCGCCAGACUGAUGAAUACGGCAAUCCUAUCCGCCAGACUGAUGAAUACGGCAACCCUGUUCACCAUACUGGGGGUACAAUGGGGGAGUACGGCACUACUGGCGCACAUGGAACUACUGGCUAUGGAACCACAGGAGCUCAUGGAGAUGGAGGUGCUGGCUAUGGAACCACCGGCACAACCGGGGCGUAUGGAACUCAUGGUGGAAAUGUUCCGGGCACUACCGGAGCAGGCCUAACUGGGCAACACCGGCGCUCUGGAAGCUCCAGCAGCUCGUCUUCGGAGGAUGAUGGGAUGGGAGGGAGGAGAAAGAAGGGGCUGAAAGAAAAGAUAAAGGAGAGGUUGCCCGGCGGUCACAAGGAUGAAGGAACUUACGACACUUCAACGACUACAGGGUACGGAUAUAGUGAAGGAGGACAGCAUCAGGAAAAAAAGGGGGUGAUGGGAAAGAUUAAGGAGAAAAUGCCUGGUCACCACUAAAGUCUAGAUGUCUGAUGUUUUAUGUUAAUGUUGUGUAAUAAGGCAUGCCUCUGUUUUUCAUGGACAGGCGGAAUGCGUGUGCUUUUUCAUGUUUGUACUACUAUUUGGUAAUAAAUAUUUUUAUUAAAAAUAAAUUGUUUCUGAAUGUUAACAUGAUGGUGUGAUUUCUAAUGUUAAAAACAAAGGUAUUUCUAUUUGUCAUAA